AUGUCCGCGCCGCCGCAGGGGCAAGUGCCGACGUUCAAGCUGAUCCUCGUCGGCGACGGCGGGACGGGGAAGACGACGUUCGUGAAGCGACACUUGACGGGGGAGUUUGAGAAGAAGUAUUUGCCGACGGUGGGCGUGAGCGUGCACCCGCUGGAUUUCCACACGAACUGCGGGCCGAUUCGAUUCGAUUGCUGGGACACCGCGGGGCAGGAAAAGUUUGGCGGCCUGCGCGAUGGGUAUUACAUCCACGGGCAGUGCGCGAUCAUCAUGUUCGACGUGACGUCGAGGACGACGUAUAAAAACGUGCCGACGUGGCACCGCGACAUCACGCGCGUGUGCGAGGACAUUCCCAUCGUGUUGUGCGGUAACAAGGUUGACGUGCGCAACCGUCAGGUGCGCGCGAAAUCGAUCACGUUCCACCGUAAGAAGAACUUGCAGUACUACGAGUUGUCGGCGAAGUCCAACUACAACUUUGAAAAGCCGUUCUUGUACCUCGCUCGCAAGUUGAGCGGGAACGCGGCGUUGCAGUUCACCGAAUCCCCGGCGUUGGCGCCGCCGACCGUCCAAGUGGACUUGGCCGAGGUUGCCGCGUACGAAAAGGAGCUCGCCGAUGCGGCGGCGCAGCCGUUGCCGGAUGAGGAUGACGAGUUGCUCGACGCGUAA
This is a messenger RNA of Ostreococcus lucimarinus CCE9901, 663 nucleotides long. RefSeq lists its product with no specific name. Gene Ontology annotation, molecular function: GTP binding; GTPase activity. Gene Ontology annotation, cellular component: cytoplasm; nucleus. Gene Ontology annotation, biological process: protein import into nucleus; ribosomal subunit export from nucleus. Bases 1 to 663 code for a protein of 220 amino acids. NCBI's taxonomy places the organism in Eukaryota, Viridiplantae, Chlorophyta, Mamiellophyceae, Mamiellales, Bathycoccaceae. The record is from RefSeq and is a predicted model, not a curated record. The transcript has 2 exons.